Messenger RNA from Racocetra persica, 137 nucleotides. The record is from the annotation of a GenBank genome assembly. Lineage: Eukaryota; Fungi; Glomeromycota; Glomeromycetes; Diversisporales; Gigasporaceae.
UACCUUAUCGGCAAGGCUGCCAGUUUAUUUCUAAUCAAAACCAAUAUGAAAGCCAUAGUUAUCAUUAUUCUGAAACUCCAUUUCGUCAAAAUCUUCAUCACUCUGAAACUCCACCUCACCGAAAUAAUCAUCGCUCU